AUGUCGUCCGAUCUCCCAUCAUCCCACCAUCCAGCAACACCCCCUCAGGCCCUGAUAUUCGAUCUGAUGGGCACAUGUACCGACUGGAAGACCUCCAUCUGCACCGCCCUGUCGCAAUCCACGUCCCUCGGCCCCCGCCUGGCCGGACAACAUGCGCAAUUCGCCGCCGAUUGGCGUGCAGGCUUCUUCGACGAAAUCCAUGCUCGAUUUCGAUCAGGUGGCGACUCUGAAGAUAUUGAUGUGACGCAUCGUCGGGUCGAUGAGGUCCUGGUGGACGAGACGGAGCGGCAGAGACUAGUUGGCAGUUGGCACUCGCAAGUGGCGUGGCCUGAUGCAAGUGAAGCCAUCUCCCGCCUUAAGACAAAAUACAUGGUGUUCGUCUUCUUCGAUCUUCCACCGGAUCCCGCCAUCUAUCGCAAGGCCUUGCAGCUCUUACAACUCUCGCCACAAGACGCUACUAUGGUCGCUGCACAUGCCUAUGACUUGCGGGCUGCUAAGCAAAUAGGUUUGAAAACAAUAUAUAUUCGCCGAGGAACGGAAGAUAUCGAAGAAAACAUGGAUACAGUACGACACGACGUAGACAUCUUCAUGGAGGACCAUUCCAUAGAACAGUCUGAUGGUCGUGGGCCCUUGACUCAGCUCGCAGACUACCUGUUGUGA
Molecule: messenger RNA, 660 nt
Organism: Aspergillus steynii IBT 23096
Lineage: Eukaryota; Fungi; Ascomycota; Eurotiomycetes; Eurotiales; Aspergillaceae
Product: HAD-like protein
Exons: 5
Coding region: 1-660 (219 amino acids)
Source: RefSeq, a predicted model, not a curated record